This is a messenger RNA of Verruconis gallopava, 1459 nucleotides long. RefSeq lists its product as uncharacterized. NCBI's taxonomy places the organism in Eukaryota, Fungi, Ascomycota, Dothideomycetes, Venturiales, Sympoventuriaceae. The transcript has a single exon. Bases 36 to 686 code for a protein of 216 amino acids. The record is from RefSeq and is a predicted model, not a curated record.
AGAAAAGCUUUCGCAAAAGCAAGAUUCUCAUCAUAAUGUUCACCAAUGAUACAGUAUCGCGGUUUUCGAAUACAGAUAUCACCCCAACUGAUCUGGGCACGAUUGAGUUAGAAACGACGCGGCCUGACUCACUUGACGAUGUUUUCGGUGCUGACACAGAUGAUGAAUCUUCAACCCAACAGCUUUCUAUGAGGAACGUUUCAAGGCAGCAGGCUCAGAAUGAUGAUGUUUCGGAUGUUCCACGACUACAAGGUAUUCAUAGAACCAACGGUUACCGCGAUGGCGUCGCUGCAAGCAAGGAGAAAUUUUUACAGGAUGGAUUUGAUGAAGGGUAUUCUUUGGGCGCAGAGCUGGGAGCCGCUGCAGGACAGAUUGUUGGAGUGCUUGAAUCCUUGGCAGUGGCCAUAUAUCCAAACGAUGAAGGCACUAAGAUGAGAGUCGCAGUUUCGAAGAUGUUCGAACUGGCAACAAAUGAGCUCUCCGCCAAAAAUCUGUAUGGCCCUGAAUACUUCGGGGAAGAUGGGAUUUGGAAAUAUGAAGUUGCAGGUGAUGAAGGCCUUGAAAAAGAAGAGAGCAUCACCUUCAGACUUGUUGCUGACCAGCAUCCAAUUAUCAAAAAAUGGAGAUCGACUCUAAAGGGCUUGAUGGACAAGUAUCAGCUUGAGGGUGAGAAGACUCUAGCUUGAUCGCCAAUUUAGGAGACAUAUUGAGGCUUCAGUAAAGAGAAGAACUUGCUGAAAAUUGCUGGAAAAGCCAUGUAUCCUUUCCCGAAAAUUUCCCGGUCUCGACUACAAAUAUCGCCAAAGAGUGCAGCAAAUCUUGUCUCUGCUUGGGAAAAAUGACAGCUAUGCAAGAGGUGUUGUCUUCACUUGAUGAGCAAGGACAAUAGAAGAAUGCAACGCAGCUAGUCAGAAUUGCACACAUUCCAUAACAGGCGCAAUGCGAUGCUCUGUUAUAGCAUAGCUUCUGCAACGCCUUGAAACUUGGGAAACGCCAAGUAGGAAGAUGUUCAAGAACGGUAGACGGUGACCCAGAAGCCUGAGCUGAUGAGAGUUUCUUCAUUCAUGUGUCAAAGCAGGCACACUGAAUGACACCAUUGCGCAGUAUUGCAAAAAAAUGCCUUUUCAUGUUUAACAAGCUCUACUUUCAACGCUUCAGUGUCAGCGGGACCUCUCUAUUCAUUAUAAAAUUAACGUCGACCCCAAGGUCCGGUCUUCGGUAUUGCAACAGGUCAAACUCUGUUUCUUUCAACAUUCUGAAGCCGAACCGUUCAUAUAGCGGCCGACCUUCCUUGGUGCUCUCAACGUAGCAGUCCAGUCCCAACUUAUCUGCUCGAUGGGUAUCCCAAUUUACUAGCAGACCUCCAGCACCUUGUUUACGAUGUUUUGGACUGGUAAAGAGCAUGUUCAAAUAGAUAUCAGGGCUAGCGCCCAUAAAUUCUCUCCGAUUAGUUCCCGAG